Durusdinium trenchii is the source of this 1365-nucleotide messenger RNA. The record is from the annotation of a GenBank genome assembly. Lineage: Eukaryota; Dinophyceae; Suessiales; Symbiodiniaceae.
AUGGCGGCGGAAGAGGAUUCCACAAGCACAGAAGGACAGAUUAUGCAGGAAGCGCUAAGACCGAGUCCGCAGGAGUCUAAGCUAUGCCGGCGAGAAUUUGCAAUCAUGAGCUGGACAUUGGCAGUGAACCAUGCCACAGUGACAACGCCCAUUUUGUAUGCCUCCUCGGUGCUGACUAAUGCAAAUGGCCAAGCCGGCAAUGCAAUGCUCUAUGGUGCAACCUUAGUUUGCAGCCUCUUCUUUGCGACGUUGAUAUUCGGCGUCCUGGGCUCAAAACAAGGCCUGUCUCUCUCUAUGGGACUGUAUUGCGUCUACGUUUUCCUGUUUGCAACUGCCGCCUCUAUGUGUGAUGUAAAGGAUGCCAAGGGCUCUUGCAUCCAGGGCAGCCCAUACCAGCUUUUAGUGAACUUGGGAGGAGCCUUCGUAGGUGGCAUUGGUGCCGGUGUGCUGUGGACCUGCCAGGGUGCCUUCUUUUCUGCAAUUUGUGCGCGGAUAGCUGAAGCAGAAGACCGAGAGACGCCCAACGUCACUGCAGAGCUAGCUGGAACCUUUGCAUUGAUUUUCUUGGCCAUGGAGGCAGUGAUCAGAGCUUCUGCAACGCUUUUGACAAAAUAUGCGCAUUUCCAGUACCCAGUAGUUUUCUAUAUUUUUUCGGGCCUUACGAUUGUCUCCACCUUGACUUUCCAAGUCCUGGCAACCGACAUGACCACAGCAGCGCCCCGCGGCUCCUUGUGCGCAAAGGCUCUGAGUGCCAUCCGGUUGUGGAAGGACCCCAAAACCUUUGUGCUGCAGUGCACCAAUUUGACCUGCGGCUUUGCAGCCGCCUGGUUAGGUGGCUACAUCGGCAGGUUCAUCCUCAGCAAAGCCCUGAGCAGCGAGUUCAUCGGCUUUGCAGGAGCUAUGUUGUCCGCCUUGGCCAGUGGGCUGUCCUUGGCCCUUGGCAUUGUUGCCAGGAAAAUUGGCAAAGGCCCUGUUGUUGCCUUGGGAUCUCUGGCAUUCCUGCUCUUGGGGGUGCUCAGCAAGUUUGUGGGCCACCCGGAGACCUGGGGAUGGGGUGUGCUCGUUUUCUACGUUCUCAUGGGCAUCGGUCGAGCUGUGUAUGAAAGCACAAACAAAGCUAUUUUUGCAGAUUUCUUCCCUGGGGAGGCCAGCGCAGGAGCCUUUGCCAACGUCUUCGUGUUCGGCACAGCGGCUUCAACGGCGGCCUUCACGUUGGGCGCGACCUCGAAGGAUAUGGUCGAGCUGCAGCUGCUGAUGGUUUUUGCUGUGCUCACAGUGCCGGGCUAUUUGCUGGCCUCUUUCAUCAAGCGGUGUCAGGAAGCGUCAAGUCAAUCAGACUGUGCUGACUCCUCGUCAUCACCGUGA